This is a messenger RNA of Andrographis paniculata, 2156 nucleotides long. Its product is annotated as benzaldehyde dehydrogenase, mitochondrial. Gene Ontology annotation, molecular function: aldehyde dehydrogenase (NAD+) activity. The record is from RefSeq and is a predicted model, not a curated record. Bases 430 to 2028 code for a protein of 532 amino acids. The transcript is spliced from 12 exons. Lineage: Eukaryota; Viridiplantae; Streptophyta; Magnoliopsida; Lamiales; Acanthaceae.
CGUUGGAUGGGAUCGCAUCGGACAUCAGCUUAUUCGUCGUAUCUGCUUUCCGAUUUGGUCGCAUGCGUGGUGUAGUGUGCUGCUGCAGUCGGCAGUCUCGAUCCAAUUACUAUGCAAUAUAUAAUUGAAGCUAAUCCAGACAUGAUGAUAAGGAUAUCGUGUUGAUUCUUGAUAUCCAAUUAGAUAUUUACUUAUUAGUUAAUUCAAUCUUCGAAGUCACCACGGAAAAGUAAACCUAAUCACACCGAUUUAGUGCUUUAUAUGCGUAUGGUGGGUUUGUUUGUUGCUUAUUCAGUCUUUUCAGUGCCAUUUGCCCUACUUCUGCGAGCAGUGUGUGCUUUCCCAUUUAUGUCCACAAUUUUCAUUUGAUUGAGAUACUAAUCGAAUUGGGAGACGAGUCUCAAUUUCAGUUUCCGGUUUCCAGUGGUAAUGGCGAGUCGCAGAAUCUCAUCGCUUGUUUCUCGUUCUCUUCCGUUGCUUUCUCGUGGAGGGCAAAAAACUUAUUUGGGUAGAGGAAUUCACCGAUUCAGCACUGCUGCUGCUCUUGAGGAUCCAAUCAAGCCGCCUGUUAGUGUAGAAUAUGACAAGCUUCUCAUUAAUGGACGAUUUGUUGAUGCAGCAUCGGGUAAAACUUUCCCUACAUUGGAUCCCAGGACCGGUGAGGUGAUCACUCAUGUAGCUGAGGGUGAUGCAGAAGAUAUCAAUCGAGCAGUAGCUGCUGCGCGUAAAGCCUUUGACGAAGGGCCGUGGCCUAGAAUGACUGCUUAUGAAAGGCAGAGGAUACUGCUGCGAUUCGCUGAUCUGAUUGAAAAGCACAAUGAUGAAAUUGCUGCACUCGAGACUUGGGACAAUGGGAAGCUGUAUGAACAGUCUGCUAGCAUUGAAGUGCCAAUGCUUGUUAGGCUAUUUCGAUACUAUGCCGGAUGGGCGGACAAAAUUCAUGGCCUUACCGUUCAAGCUGAUGGGCCUCACCAUGUUCAAACAUUGCAUGAGCCAAUCGGUGUGGCGGGGCAGAUCAUCCCAUGGAACUUUCCUCUUCUGAUGUUUGCGUGGAAAGUUGGUCCGGCGCUGGCAACUGGCAACACUAUUGUUCUCAAAACAGCCGAGCAAACUCCACUUUCAGCAUUAUUUGUUGGAAAGUUAUUGCACGAGGCUGGAUUACCGGAAGGUGUUCUGAAUAUUGUUUCUGGAUAUGGCCCGACAGCUGGUGCUGCUCUUUGCAGCCACAUGGAUGUAGACAAGCUUGCUUUCACGGGCUCAACUGAAACCGGCAAAGUUGUUCUGGAGUUGGCUGCCAAAAGCAAUCUAAAGCCAGUUACUCUCGAGCUUGGUGGGAAAUCUCCUUUUAUUGUUUGUGAAGAUGCCGAUGUGGAUAAGGCUGUCGAACUAGCGCACUUUGCCCUGUUUUUCAACCAGGGACAAUGUUGCUGUGCAGGCUCCAGGACGUACGUGCAUGAGAAGGUAUAUGAUGAAUUCUUGGAGAAAGCAAAGGCACGCGCCAUUAAACGUGCUGUUGGAGACCCGUUCAAAGCAGGCAUGGAGCAAGGCCCUCAGAUCGAUGAAGAGCAAUUUCAAAAGAUUCUCAAGUAUAUUAAAUAUGGCAAAGAAUCCGGAGCUACCCUUGAAACCGGAGGAGAUAGAUUUGGUACAAAGGGGUAUUACAUUCAGCCAACUGUAUUCUCCAAUGUCAAGGAUGACAUGCCGAUUGCACAGGAUGAAAUAUUUGGACCAGUGCAGAGUAUCUUGAAGUUCAAGGAUCUCGGUGAUGUGGUUCGAAGGGCGAACAGCUCCAGGUAUGGUCUUGCAGCCGGAGUGUUCACUCAAAGCCUAGACACUGCCAACACCUUGAUGAGAGCUCUCAGAGUUGGCACGGUAUGGAUUAAUUGCUUUGAUACUUUUGAUGCUGCAAUUCCAUUCGGUGGAUAUAAAAUGAGCGGGAUUGGAAGGGAAAAGGGCAUAUACAGUCUGACGAAUUACCUGCAAGUCAAGGCAGUCGUUAAUCCUGUGACAAAUCCGGCAUGGUUGUAAGCCUUCUAAGAAUUUCGAAGAACUUGAGUUUUAUAGGAUAGAUGAAAUAAUCCCGCUUGUUUUCCUUCGAUGAAUCUUGACUCUUUGAUAUGCUGGUAUUUAUAAAAUCGAAUAAUGAUGUUUCAUUC